AUGAUCAGCUCGGAUCUCAGACAGGAGAAUGCGAGCAAAGCUCUUGAGGCAGUCAGAGAAGCUAUCGGAACAGGGGAGCGAGCAUUCGCAGACAGCACAAGAUCUUUGAUCAAAGAGAUCAUCGACAGCGUCACUAACAAGUCGGACAUUUUCAAGACGGUCACUGGCGACUUUGAGGCCUUGAUCAAAGUCUGGAGCAUCCUCUCUCACCUCUCCCACAAGCUGCGCACUGACGACUCGUUCGCGUACGCGAAUGCGGCGAAGGAGUUGCUCGUUCACUUGGAGGGAUUGAACGAUCAAGCGAUUGCAUCUGAUUACAUCCGAGAUCUGGAGGAUCUCAUCAAUCGUGUGCGCAAGAAGCGGGAGGGUCAAGUCUCGGAGGACUCCAAGCUUCACUACCAGUCCAGCGGCUUCCAGCACGGCAAACGAGGAUGGUGA
Messenger RNA from Guillardia theta CCMP2712, 438 nucleotides. RefSeq lists its product as hypothetical. Bases 1 to 438 code for a protein of 145 amino acids. Lineage: Eukaryota; Cryptophyceae; Pyrenomonadales; Geminigeraceae. The record is from RefSeq and is a predicted model, not a curated record. The transcript has 5 exons.